CUCGCCAUGGGGUUGGAGGCGAGGGGUGUCGACAAUGACACCCGCGGAUGGAUUCUAAGCUGCGUGAGCGGCGUAGCCUGCGUCUUUGGCGCGUCCAUCAUCUGCCUCUUCUCCUCGUUGUUCAGCAUGCUCCCCGAGUCCAAGGAAUACUUUAAGCAAGAGGGUUGGACCGACCAGGCUGCUGGUCUUGUCAUGAUGGGCUUCUUUGCCAUAGGCUUCGUUGGUAUCCAAGUUGUCUCGCGACUCGUCCACCAAUUCAUGCCUUCCCACGUCGUCGACUGCGACCAUAGCCACGACGAUACUGCCUCUCACGAUGGUCAUUCUCACCACGCACACUCGGAUCGAGCUCGCUCGCGAUCUAAUCGCGGUCGUCGCAUGCUGUCUCGAGCCCCUGACAAUAAAAUUUCUGAUAUUGCCGAGACAAGUAGUGAUGAUCAGCACCUCACCAGCGAAUCUACUCCUCUACUCAGCUCAGAGAGCCAGAAUGCUCAUACGACACUGACUCGUCAAGCUUCUGCGAGAGACGAAAUGAUCCAGCGGCCCAGCAGUUCCUUGAUGCUGACCCGCAGCCGGACCACUACCACUGGUGGUUCUACAACCGCGAGCAGACGGCCCUCCAUUUUGGAGGUCCAGAAGCGGGUCAUGUCCUUUGUCAAGGACACAAAAGCCAACUGUGAUGAAUCUGGACCUUGUUACGGAUACACUGAUCCCUGUGGCCAAGAAUGCUUCAAACAUCUAAGCAGUCGUGCGGCUAGUAAUGCACGCCCGCUGCCGGCUCUCCGCACAGCUACUGGGCAUUUCCAACCUCACCACUCCUUUCAUGCUACUCACGAUCACGACCACGAUCACACCCAUACAGAUACCAGCGACGCACCUAUCAGUCCCAGCCGUGUGGUCUCUCGCGACUCCUUGACCCUGACGGAUGAGGAGAUCGAUGAGAAUGGCUUUCCCUGCGACCAGAUGGAUGAAGGCGACAUGGAAGCCCAACACCAUCACCACGUUCCUGCCAAUGCCUUCCUCUCUAUAGGACUGCAAACAUCCAUUGCCAUUGCUCUGCAUAAGUUCCCUGAAGGCUUCAUCACUUACGCAACAAACCAUGCCAACCCUACCUUGGGAUUCAACGUCUUCAUGGCUCUAUUCGUCCACAACAUCUCUGAAGGCUUUGCCAUGGCCUUGCCUCUCUACAUGGCUCUCAACUCCCGCUUGAAAGCCAUGGUCUGGUCGGCUUUGUUGGGUGGCCUGUCCCAGCCCCUCGGAGCGGGCAUUGCGGCCCUGUGGUUCAAACUUGCCAAGAAGACACACAUGACGCCGAAUGCUGUGGUGUAUGGAUGCCUUUUCGCCUUGACUUCUGGCAUCAUGGUUAGUGUUGGCCUGCAGCUCUUUGUGGAGAGCCUUAGCCUCAACCAUGAUCGCAACAUGUGCAUGUUCUUUGCUUUCCUUGGCAUGUCUCUGUUGGGUUUGAGCAACGCCCUUUUCGCAGACCACUAGCAGUAAUACGAGUGCACGUGUGUUUUCCGAUAAAUUGCAUGAUGCAGCUGAGUGCAUGUAUCAAUCACAGGGCUGAAAUGACUACAUUUCUUCUAUUGUUAAUAUCAUACGGGCUGUUCGUUUUCUUUUGUUUUGUCCACAAGGCAUUGGGUUUUUAUUCUUGGCUGCACUAGACUAUGGAUCAGGGAGUCAAUGGGGAAACGUUUAUGCGAUAUUCUUAUUUUUCUUACUCCUUUCUUCCUCUUUUCUGUCUUCAUCUCUGUUUCUCAGCGCAACUCUCACAGCAGCGGCCGAACGGCAUGGGGUAUGGUGUGCCACCAUAUAUAGCUGUUCCAGACAGCGCUAAAUGAGGAAAUGAGGAGCGACACAAAAUUCAUUGUUUUGCAUUGACUGGUUACUGCUUGGGAUAUGGGACGGUUUUGGUAGAUGAGUUAAAAAUACCAGUUGGUAAUAAAGUAUCUUGUUUCUUUGUA
This is a messenger RNA of Trichoderma atroviride IMI 206040, 1961 nucleotides long. Lineage: Eukaryota; Fungi; Ascomycota; Sordariomycetes; Hypocreales; Hypocreaceae. The record is from RefSeq and is a predicted model, not a curated record.